GAAGUGGGUGUGGCCAGUGAGCUUGUGGCGGUGGAGGUGGAAAGGAGGGGGGAAUCACAAGACAAGCAGAGACACGGAGAGUAGCUGUACAGCAAAAAGGCCGCAUUGCCAGUGUGAGUUUUUUCCUCCUGUGCAAUCCUAGUGCAAUAAUGUGCAACAGACAGUGGCGGCAUUGCGCCCGCGUUCGUGCAGAUUAGCGCUUUCUAACCGGUAGAGGAUUGUGUUUACGCACCGACGUCGACCCCCUUUUCCUCUUGACUUUGGUAGCGAGGAAGGGGGGUGAGAAGGAGGAGUAAAAAAAAGUACCAGUGAGUGAGGUCAGCAGCAUAGCAUGAGUCAACCUUGGGGAUGUAUGCAGUCAUCAUCGCGGGUCGGUAUUGUGCGGGCCUGCUGCCGCUGCUGGCCGCGCAGAGCUGCGAGUGUGCGAUCCUGCGGGCUGAGCUGCCGCGAGUAGCAGCUUUCAUGACAAAACACAGGUGUUGCCUGUGAAUGAGAAGAACACGCAGACUUCUUCAGAUCUACUCACCCCAGGCCAGCGACCUCUGAAUGGGUCACAAAGAACUUCAGAGGGCAAGAGAAGAUUAUCUUGGUUGACCUGGCUCAUGGUCACUCUGAUGUCAAUGUAGCUUUACAGCUCUAUUUUAUUUUAUCGUGGGUACCCUUUAAUUUUUGGAUUGAUAUAUUCAAAGUGACCCGGUGGAGCAUUAGCAGUCAGUUUGGUUGAAAAUAUUUACCUGGCUAGGCUUAUUCAUGCCCGUCAUGAGUGUGCCAGCCCAGCAGAAACCCAGUGCCAAAAGAACAGGCAAACGCAUCACGUUUUUCAACGAUCAAAGCGUAGCAAUGAAGGAGACUUCUCAGCACCCUGAAGGGUCCUAUUAUGUCCCAGGUGGCACUGCCUCAGACCCCGGACAGAGCGAGGCUGCAAGCACCGUGACCUCCAAUCCAGAGGGACCUCACAUGUACCUCAACUCUGUCAUCUUCAGCCCAGAUAAGGGUGACCAGAGCAGGGGCCAUUAUCAGCAGACUGUACCUAUGAAGUGGGCCCACCAGGAGCCCAGUCAGCAGCAGCCAUCGCUGUCCCAGCAGCAGAGAGCUGCCUCCUGGACCCCCAUGCCUAACUGGGGACAAAACUUUACGAAUUACAUCGGAGGAGUUAGCGUAACAGACUCACGGACCCAGAAUGCAUUUGUAAAGUCGAUGCAUGAGACUUCUGGCUUACAGCCGCAUCAACAGCACCCUAACAGAGCUGCAGACAAGCAGCCUCUAGGGGCCAACCCUGCAGUAGAGGCUUACAGGGAUGCAGUUAAGGCUCGGGGCAUGGAGUGGGAGCAGCAGCAGCAGCAGCAGCAGCAGCAGCAGCAGCAGUCCCAGGCCUUUCAGGAGACCUUAAAACCCGGGGCACUGAACACCCAGCAGCAUAGCACAUCCCACUCGGGGGGAAGCUCAGUUUUGCAGCCCUUCCAGUUGGCCUUUGGUCAGCCUAAGCAGCACCUGCCAGCCUACUACCAGACCUUUCAAGGCAACAGAACGACCCUGCCUAACCCACCUAACUACUCAACACAGGUAAAACACCCACACCAGUUACAGCAGCUGCAGAAGCAAGAGCAAAUACAACGGCAGCAACAGCAACAACAUCACAUAAUCCAGCAGCAAAUUCAGCAGCAGCAGCACCAUCAACAAAUGCAGCAGCAACAAAUCAUUCAGCAUCAACAGCAUGUACAGCAGCAACUACAGCAACAGCAACAAAUACAGCAUGAGCAGCAGCAACAAAAGAUACAACAACAGCAACAACAACAACAGCAGCAGCAAAUACAACAACAGCAGCAGCAGCAACAGCUCCAGAUUCAGCAGCAAAUGCAACAUCAGCAGUUGCAACAACAAAACCCUCAUGUGCUUGACUAUUACCCUGGUGCACAAAAUGCACACCCUCACCCCCAUCCACAGCCUGUGGUGGUACACUCCCAGGAGUCCUCUGCUCCAGCUCCCCCAAAGAUCCAGGAACCAGUCAUCCAGGACAUCACCCCAGAGCCCCAGCAGUCGUCAGAUCCCCUGCAGCCCCCUCUCCAGGCUGAGCCCCUGUCCCAGUCACAGCCCCAGACACAGCUCCAGUCCCAAACACAGCUACGCAGGUCACGACGGCUCUCCAAGGAAGGGGGGGCACCAUCCGACAACCCUUUUCUCCCCGGCUCUACGGAUCAGGCAGCCCCGGGGCUACAGGGCUCCCAGAACGGGGCCCGUGACAUCCAGGCGGCUCCAACGGGCGUCAUCCAGAGCACGCGCAGGAAACGCAGGGUGUCCCAGGAGGUCAACCUGGAGACCCUUGCUCAGAAGGCCUCGGAAAUGGAGUCUUUACCACAUGUUGUCAAGGAGCCCCACAGACCAUGGAGUCCCACCGAAUCAGAGGGUCUGAACGCCAAGCGGCCUCGCGACGACAACCUUGUGCCACUCGUCAUCCCCGUGUCUGUUCCAGUCCGGAGGCAGGAACCCUCUUCCCCCGACAAAGAUGAAGCAGCCCUGGCUUCCAGCUGGCCCCCCAGGCCUUCGAACCCCCAGGACCUUGGCCGUGCAGACCACAAACCCUCGGUCAUUGUCACCCGGAGACGCUCACUUAGGAACUCUCUGUCAGAGAGUUCAGAGCAGAAUGGCGGCGCAGAGGGGGAGAAAGACGACGACGGCAAAAAGUCCAAACGGCGUCCCCGGCCUGAGCCUCUCUUCAUCCCGCCACCUAAACCUGGCUUAUUCAUCGCUCCGCCUGUCUACUCCAGCAUCACGCCUUUCCAGAGCCACUUGCGCUCCCCUGUACGCCUCGCUGACAACCCCCUCACCAUGCCCCCCUACACACCUCCACCGAUCCUCAGCCCUGUCCGUGAAGGCUCCGGCCUCUACUUCUCCACUUUCCUGUCUUCUGCUGCGGCCGCUGCAGCCGGCAGCCAGGGCCUGCCGCCCCCUGCUACACCCAAGUCGGCCACACGCAGCCUGUUGCGUUCUAACAGCUGCGACAUCACACCACCAGUUCUGUCUGCUAUGAGCGAGGCCACUCCAGUCAGCAUCGAGCCACGGAUAAAUAUUGGGUCGCGGUACCAGGCGGAGGUGCCAGAGCUGAGGCAGCGGUCAGCUGUCGAGUUGGAUCACCACGGCGCGGAUCUGGUCUGGGCUCCAAUGAAUGAGCUAGAGGAAAAACCUGACUUCCACGAAAAAGUGGAAGACCUCAUGCACCUAGCCUGCUCCAGUGUUUUGUGUGGAGGAGGCACCAACCAGGAAUUAGCCCACCAUUGUCUGUACGAAUGCAAAGGGGACAUAAUGGCUGCUCUGUCGCUCCUGAUGCUGAAGAAUCCAAUUUUCUCCAAGUCUCAUCACCUGUCAAACUACCACUACUCAGGAUCAGACAGCUGGACAGCAGCUGAGAGACGCCAGUUCAACAAAGGCAUCACUGCGUACAAGAAGGACUUCUUUAUGGUGCAGAAACAGGUGACCACUAAGACGGUGGCGCAGUGUGUGGAGUUUUACUACACAUACAAAAAACAUGUCAAGAUCGGCCGCAACGGGACGCUGAUGUACGGGGAGGCAGAGCCUUUGGAGAGCAGGACCACUGAGGAGGAGAUGGACCACAAGGGCUCUCACAAACUGGAGCCACAGCGGGAGGAGGACAGCAGGAAGUGGGAAGGGUCAGCUGACAGGAAACCGGAUGUCGGCCCCACCAGGGUGACACACACGCUGCAGUCCACUGAGAACCCGGGGACCGUCCUGAUCAUGAAAGGCCAGGACGACGUGGGGAGGGACCAGCCGCUGUCCCGGGUCAUCCACGCCCCUCAUCCACCACCUCCCAGCUCCAAAUCACGCUACGAUGGCAACGCGCGCCGAACGAGCCCUUCGACAGGCAACAAAGGCUCGGCCGGUCAGGAGGGAGAGUUCCCCUGCAAGAAAUGCGGCAGGAUUUUCUACAAGGUGAAGAGCCGCAGCGCCCACAUGAAGAGCCACGCCGAGCAGGAGAAGAAGGCCGCAGCGCUGCGUCAGAAAGAGGCUGAGGAACGAGCGGCAGCGAAAGCAGCAGCCGAGGCCGCCGCCAUCCUGGCCGCUCGGCAGCAGAACGGGACACGACAGGGGGGCGGGGACAGCACCAACGAUGACUCCUCAGACAGGGAGGAUGAGGACGACGAGGACUGGCAGUGAGAGGAAGGCCACACGCUUUUGACUAUAUAGGGUGGCUUGUUCUCUGGGACAGGAGGAGGAAGAGUUUUUAAAACGAAGAAGAAGAAUCCCUCCUGUGAACUCGCUGUACAUUUUGUGGAACAAGAAGACUUCCGUUGCUUGGCACAUUCAGGGACAGAUUUACUCCCGUGUAUGUGUUUUAAGUGUGAAUGUGUGGACUGAGUGUGUGUGUGUUUGUGUGUGUGUAUGUAUGUGUGUGUGUGUGUGUGUGUGUGUGUGUGUGUGUGUGUGUGUGUUAACUCACCAACGCCCCUUUACUCUGCUUGAAAAGCUUUUCAGGAGUUACCUCUCUUGGUCACAGGGCUCGGUCAAAAUCAAAGCCAUGCCGCUCCUCUCGGCGCUGUCCCGCUCUCCACGCCAGGCCGCGGCCUUCCUCAGCACUUUGAGUCUCGCCCUGCUUCGUUUUGUCAGGCGUGGAACUUGUUGGACCCCUUUUCUUUCUUUCUCUCUCUCUCUCUCUCUCUCUCUCUCUCUCUGUCUCAAUGAGCCACAGCACGCGCUUGCUCUUAAGCUGCAUCCCAACUGCCCAGCAUCGGAUGAAGUUUUGACGAUGGGAGUUAUGAAAUCUGACAGCUGGGGGGCGGCGAGGCGAACAAACGGACAGGGUCGCGCUGUAAGUUUUUCUGCCCCGAGAAGGACAGAUGGAUGGAUGGCAUGUGUAAACUGUUGCCUCUGUUUUCGCCGCUCUUCUGCACUCGAGGCUGCCAAAAGCUUUCUCAGACGCAUGAUGUGCACCAAAUGGAUUCCCUCUCUCUGUGAGCGUUGUUCAUUUGGGCUUUAGUUCUGUGAAUCCCCCCUCCCUUCAGCCCUUGUCACUUUUUACAGUUCACAGUUUGUUCCUCACUGUUGAUGCCUUGGAUGUUUUGAUGCUUUUUAUCUUGAAAUGACAAUCAAUUUUACACUGUUGUUGUUUUUUUUAUAUAAAUAUAUAUAUACAGGUAAACGUUACUUUUUCUGCCUGUGUAGCUAUAUAUGGUUAUUGUUGUUUUUGUGAAUAUUCUUGUUGAUGAUUAUUAAUAUUAUUAAUAUUAUUAUAUCCUGGUUUGGCUGCAAUUUAAUUGAGCGCUUUUCUGUACUUGUCCGUAGCCUCUUUUUUUUUUUCUUUCUUUUUUUUUAUUUAAACAAAAAACAAAAAUAAUGCUACUUGCUGCCUGUUUAUAACUGUGAGAUUUUUUUUAUUUUUAUUUUUUUUGGAAGCCAGACAUGAAGAAAAAGGCAGAAACGUAUGUGCAAUAGUUGACCCCCUGUUACCAGAGUGUCCAAGCCUCCCCCCUGUCCUGCCCUCCUCCCUCUCCCUCACCCCUCCCUCUCUGUGUCAUGCUUACGCCCCGGCUGCUCUGGAUGCCUCGCUGUCAACCCUGUAACUGAUAUGAGGCACUGACUCUGCAGGUCUCUAUAGAUACACAUAACAAAGCGGGAAAGACAACAAACAGCACAAACUAAUUCAAGACACAUAUUUUGGAAAUAGAUAGCCACGUUUAUGACAUGGUCACUACCCUGAAUAACUUACUGCAGGAACACUGUUCACUGCAAACCAAGUUUUUACAAGUUUUUACAUGAAGUUUUGAGCACACAUUUUCUCCUAUUUUUCUUUUAGACUGACAUGGUCUUUGCUUUUUGAACCACAUAUCAACAUCUAUACCAUGUGCUUUCUACCGAUUAACAGACUGUUAAUAAUAGUCAAAAAUUACUGAUAAAAACAGGCACUAAUAGAAACUUUACUGUACACCAUACAUAGCCCAGAUUUUGCAUUUCUAGACCAGAGAUUUUGAAUGCUGACACAAUAUUUACAUAUGCGCUCCCUAUCCCAGCAUGUCAGCCACUGUUUACUUUUGACGGUUCCCACAAACUGUUGCUGAUAGCAAAUAAGUUACUGACAAAAAUAAUGACUUAAAGGCAGUAAGAAAAGCAACAGCCCUCUUAACUGCAAACUGCUUAACUUGAACUCAGAUUUUGCAGGUUUCUACAGGACCUUCUGAUGCCAGAAUUUUCCUGGUUGCUUACUUUUUUACUUGAUUUUGUAUUUACUAUAACAAACAGGCUUUAAGAGAAAGAAAAUUCUUUUUUGCAAACCAUACUUAACUCAGAUAUCACUGGAUUUUUACAGAGGAAUCUUAAUGCCAUUAUCAGAUGCAUAUUUUCACAAUAAAAGCCACUGUUUCUAAAUCAAAUCCUUUUUAUGCCAGAACGAUUAACAAUAUUGUUUAUCUUUUUUGCAUGGACUGAGUGUCUGAAGCUGAAUUUAGUUUGUGACACUAAAACACUCCGUUGAAACUUUGACUUUGUGGGAAGGGCAGCACGACACAGUUAACGUAUGCAUAAAGGGAAACUAUUGAAUAAUUUAAUGAAAAAACGUGCAAAUAUAGUAACAUUUAAAUGUAGAUUUGACAGUCUGCCAAAGUAUGGUGGUGGUUAGGAAAGAAUUUAUAACAUCAGAAUGUCUUUGCUGUUACUAAAGGCCAAUAUCCAGAUCAAUAUUUUGCAUCAGUCUAACCCCAUGAUGUGUAUCUAUGGUUGCCUUUUCUCUGUUUACCUUGUUGCUGAUAGCAGGCACUGAAUUGGACUAUGGAAACGGCAUGUUUUGAUCUAUCUCUGUCUACAUAUCUCUACGUUAAGCCCUUCGGCCCGGAGCCAGCUCCUGUUGCCAUAGCAACAAAUGGGUUAAAGGGUUAUUUUCCUUUAAAGGACAAACCACAGUGGGGAGUUGGGGGAGAAACGGCUCCAGUUACCAGUUACUCCACAAGUUAAACCUGGGUCUAUGCACAGACUGUUUGUGUGUGUGCGUGUGUGUGUGUUUGCGUGACUGUGUGUGUUUUGGUGAGUGGGCAUACUGUUAAAAGUGUGUGUGUGUGUGUGUGUGUGUGUGUGUGUGUGUGUGUGUGUGUGUGUGAGUGCUUUGAGGUCAAAUGUUUAACUGUAUGCCAGUUAAUGGGAAAAAAAACAAGUUUUGCAGACUGUUCACAUGUUUGGUAUGUUAAUUUAUAUUUCCUUUUUAUUUGGGCUUGUCUUGAGGUUCUCACGGGGGGAAAGUUGUCAUGAAAAAGGUUUUCAAGCUGUUUUAAAAAAAAACAAAGGAUUAUGGAUGAAAUUGAGGCCAUGGCACAAACAUGGCUGUAAACUUUCCUCAUUUCAUCCAGUCGGUUAAGGGAAUUUUGGGGGUAAAAAGGUUUAUUUAGCUAAAGAUUAGAAAAUAUAUAUGAAUGAAAAUCUAUGUUUGCAUACUUUCUAUGCUAUUUUCAUAUGGGGUUCACACUAAUGAUGAAAACGGAAAGGAAUCUCAAGUGCUUUUUACUACAGUGUAACUUAUUUGUUUCGAUUUGAUUUUUACCACCUGUGUUUUCAGUAAUGAUUCAUGAAGCACUGUAUAUUAAAGUUUUAAAAUAUUCAGCAA
Messenger RNA from Lates calcarifer (barramundi perch), 7600 nucleotides. It is a transcript of the gene mideasb, whose product is annotated as mitotic deacetylase associated SANT domain protein b. Gene Ontology annotation, biological process: regulation of transcription by RNA polymerase II; negative regulation of DNA-templated transcription. The transcript is spliced from 13 exons. The coding region runs from base 751 to 4170 and encodes 1139 amino acids. The record is from RefSeq and is a predicted model, not a curated record. NCBI's taxonomy places the organism in Eukaryota, Metazoa, Chordata, Actinopteri, Centropomidae. Gene Ontology annotation, molecular function: transcription corepressor activity. Gene Ontology annotation, cellular component: histone deacetylase complex; transcription regulator complex.